UACGAAGCCGGUCAACUGCUAGAUUUCCAAGUUAUUUACAAACGUGAAAUUUUAUUAGAGUCUUAGGUUUUAUUAGUUAUUAGCGAUAUAAGUUUAAAAGAAUGUGUUUGAAAUACUAUUUGUAAGAUUGCAAUAAGGUUGGUCUAUGUAGUCAUACGAAAGUUGGUGUUUUAUAUAAGAAAACAUAUAAAACGUCAUGAGUAUACAACAAAGCACAGAAUUAAUUAUUUUUGUGACCCAUGUCGAAGCAAAAGAUUCGCUUCUCAAAAUUUGGGGUCAAGUCGAUAAAAACGCUGCAACAUGUGUAGAACGUAUGAUCUUACCAUUGGUCGAACAAUUUGCUCGAAGUCAAGGUUGCGUUGGUCCAAGUUCAAUCAACUUGCAUAUAAAUGCACUUUGCUGUGCCCGAUUCCAAAAUGACGGAUAUUAUCGAGCUAGAGUUAUUAAUAUACGUACUGAUGGUAUGGUAGUUUUGCAAUUCAUCGAUUAUGGCAACAUUGAAGUGCUACCGCAUCAAGAGAUUCAUUUGCUCGAAAAUAUACCUGGUUCUGAGUCACUGCAGUCAUUUCCACCUGUAGCAUUUGACUUCACAUUAAUGCACGUGCUACCCGUAAAUGGUAUCUGGGAGAACAAGAUAAUUGAUUCAAUUAAGAAAUCCCUUUGGUACAAUGAAUAUAAAGUCUUGAUUCAUACAGUGAUUAAUAAUCAUCGUUUGAUUAAACUAAGGUAUAAUAACGAGGACUUCAGUGAAUUGCUUAUUGAUAGACGUAUGGCAGUAAGAGCUACAUUGCAAGAAAUGUUUAGGUCAAAAUGUGUGCAGCAACCUCAGGUGCCAAUAUAUCAUCAACAAAAUAAACACCUUAUUAACAAUAACUGUACUUCGAUCACACCUGUGCAAAAUCUGAAUUUAUUACAAUGCGAUGGAAACAAUAUGCAUGGAUUUCAACGAAACGUUCCUUUAUAUUGUACACCUCAACAAAAGCAUAUGAUGCAGACACCUGUACAAGAAGCUCUUGUAUUUAAAUCACGUGUUUUGGAUGUACCAUCUGAACAUGAAGUCUAUGUUUCUUUUGUAGAAGACGGUCCGCAUAAGUUUUCUGUACAACUUCAAAGUACAUCUCAAGUAUUAAGUAUGCUCAUGAGAGAUAUUAACAGUCAUCCGAUAGAAUCAUUGCAAGAACCUCCUUUACCGGGAUCAGUAUGUUUAGGUCGUUAUACACAAGAUAAAGUGUUGUGCAGAGCUGUUGUAAUGUCUGUAAUGGAAAAUAAGUGUAAACUUUAUUACGUUGAUUUUGGUCAUACAGAAGUGUUACCAUACACUGACAUUUUUCAAUUACCGCCUCACUUCAUCAAUCCUAAAGUACUUUCUAUUCGAUUCACGCUAAGCGGUGUGAAGGAAUUAAACGUUACAGAUGAAAUGAAAGAAUACUUUAAACAAGUAGUAUCAGGGAAAUUACUUGUUCUGCAUGUACGUCCGCCAGAAGGACCACCGCUGGUUCAAUAUGGAGAUUUAUAUGAUGAUGGAAAAAAUAUAAAGGAUAUUCUUAGACAAGCAUUUCCAACUCCAAUUGCAGUAACAACUAUAACUCCAUCUUUUGGAUACAGGGAACCAAGAAAAUUGUUGAAAGAUGUUGAAGAAAUUGUACAUAUUUCAUAUGUAGAAUCUUGCAGGAAAUUUUUUGUCCAACUGGAUAGUAAUAUUAAGUCCCUUGAAUCAAUAAUGAAUUGCUUAGCAGAUUUCUGUCAAACUGCGCCUACUUUAAGUUUAGCGCAACUAAAGAUUGGUCUUCCUUGUGCUGCUUUAUAUGAUAAUCAAUGGUACCGCGCACGAAUUCUUGGCAUAAAUGGAGAUAAUGUGAAGGUCUUAUAUGUUGAUUAUGGCAAUGAAGAGACUGUGACUUCAAAGUCUUUACGUUUAAUGCAUGACAACUUAAUAAAAAAAUUGGAAGCUCAAGCCAUAAGGUGUAUUUUAAAUGGUUGGGAAGUUCUACCGUGUACUCAAGAAAUUUAUAAUCAAUUUGAAUUAUUGAUCUUGGAGAAAUGUUUGCGUUUGAAAGUAAUGGAUGUAAAUUCGGAUGGCCUAGUAGUAGAAUUGUAUGAACCUGAAAGGAUGGAAAGUAUUAAGUCACAAAUGUUACACAUAAUUGGAGAUGAUAAGAAAUUUACAAGCGAAUCAAAUUCUCAAAAUAUGGAAAAUCAGCAACCCGCAAAAAUGACAUCGAAAAUUAAUCAAAGGUCCUAUAGAAAACUACGAUUGAAUAUGGUUCAUCGUCGGAAAAAUGAAAUAAAUAUAAAACCAAUAUGUGAAAAUACGAAUAAAUGGCAUAAAAAAAGUCAUUUAGAUACAUGGCAUGACACACAGAAUACCAACACCGUUCAAGAAAGGAUCAAAUCCAAAACUUGGAAAGAUGAAUCGAAUGAAGGAAAACUGUAUGAAAAUCGAAGUGAAAAAAGCAAUUUUCAUCGCAUUGGUUCAAGAAAUGAAAGAUUUCAUAGAGACGACUUUUCCAAUAGUAGAAAUAUGAAAGAUACGUGGAAUAGUAAAAACGAUCAUAAUGAUUCGUUCAAGAGUGGAAGAAAUACAGGAGGUGGUAGAAAUAGAUCUUCAGGGCAUGGUCAAAAAAAUUACUCUUCUGAUAAAAGUUGGAGCGACAAAGAUUCGGAUACAUCGUCUAGAGGUAGUAGUAAACGUGGAAGAGGCAAUGCUGCUCGUGGUAGUUAUUCCAAACGUGCAGGAUUUUCUGGAAGAGUGCAAAGUAGCAGAUCAAGUGACAAAGAUAGCGAUGGAAAUGUUAAGGCUGCAAGAAUAAAUAAUGACUCUUAUCAUGGAAAUAACAAAUUCAAAGAAAGAAGGGGACAAGGACAACACAGGCUAUCAGAAAACAAGCCAAACGCUCCAUAUUCUAUUAACGCGGAAGGAGCGCGAAAAUAUAGUCCCAUGCGAAUUAGAAAUGACUUUCAUAUACCGUCUCCUAGCAUUGCUAUUGGAACAACAAAACCCUGUGAAGUAGUUUUUACAAAUAGUCCAUCUGACUUUUUUAUUCAAUUAAGUACUGAUUAUGCUGCAUUAGAUUCUAUAAUGGAAAGUAUUGCGUCGAUAUAUGAAACUGGCGGAGAAUUAAUGAGAGAAUUUAAGAUAUGCAAAGGAGCAUACUGCAUUGCUCAAUAUACAGAAGAUUUGAAAUGGUACAGAGCUGUAAUCAAAUCUGUCGAAGGAAAUAACGUAACUGUACAAUUUGUAGAUUAUGGAAAUACAGAAACAGUUGAGUUUGACAAAAUUAAAUUUAUUCAAAAAGAAUUUUUGAAACUUCCAGUACAAGCUAUACGUUGUAAAUUAUUUGGUAUAAAAGACGUUAGUUUUGAUAAGAGCAAGACAGACAUUUUUGAAAAUAAAGUUAAUGAAAAAACGCUAGAAGCAGAAUUUAUAACCGAAGAAAAUGGUAUAUACAGCGUCUUGUUACGAGAAGUUACCAAUAACUGUCCAACAAGUACUUUUAUAAACGAAGAAUUUUGCGAAAAUGUCAAUUUAGUAAAAGCAAAGGAAGUUGCGCUAUCUUGUAGUAAAACUGCUGUCAAUACAGAAAAAUUAACCGAGCCUGAUUAUGCACCUCUGGAUGCUACUUGGACAACAAUUUCUUUUUCGUCUGGAACUAAAAAAGACGCCAUUAUUACAUGGUUUAUAAAUCCUAAUAAUUUCUAUUGUCAAAUACUUGAUAAUGAAACUGAAUUUAAAGCAAUGAUGAAUGAAAUUCAAAGGAUCUAUGCUGGUAGGGAAUCUGUUUCACAUGCAUUAAAGAUCGGAUCACCUGUAAUAGCAAUAUUCUCUGAAGAUAGUGCUCUUUAUCGUGCAGAAGUUUUAGAAUUAAAUAAAUUGAACGGCCAUCUUAUACAUUACAUAGAUUUUGGAAACGUUGCUGUGGUAAAUUCACAAAAUAUAUAUCCUGUAGAAAAGAAAUUAAUGCAUCUUCCCAAACAAGCUGUGCAGUGUUCCUUGUUAAAUAUUAUUCCGCAAGAUGGUCUUGAUUGGUCUAAAGUAAAUACAAACGCAAUUGAUAGUUGUUUUAAUGCUGAUAAAUAUGAGUGCACUUUCCAUGAUGUGAUUGAUACUAAACACAUAAUUUCCUUAAAUAAUAACGGAAACGAUGUAGCUACUCAAUUGGUCCAAGAAAAUCUUGCCUCAUUUGCCUCGACAAACAAAUCAGAUGGUGAUGCUAAAGGUAGUAAUACUGCAAUAUCAACAAUUUUAUGUGUAAUGGAAAGGGUGGAUAUAAAUCUUUUAAGUGGUCAGACACUUCGAGUGAAAGUUUCAAGCGUAGAAAACGCAUCGAAAUUGUACGUUCAACUUCCUUCUGGCAAUGAAUGUGAAAAUGUAAUUGACGCAUAUAUGGCAGACAAAAAUCCCAAGGUGAUGCAACGAUUAUCAGCCCAUGAGAUAUGCCUGGGCACAGGUUGUUUGGUUUAUUCAAAUGGAGUUUGGAGACGUGCAGUAAUGAAUAACCAUUCACGAUCGGCAGGCUUUCAAGUAAAAUUCAUUGAUACUGGAGCGUAUGAUGAAAUUCUCUCAGAUUGCAUUUUAGCUUUACCAGGAGAACUUUCAGUUAUGCAGAAUCAGGCUGUAGAAUGUUCCCUUGUAGAUGUUACAAUUUCUUCUGAUACGGACGCAGCAUUGAAAGAACAAGUUGAAGGGAAAGAAGUAAUUAUGUAUGUUGAUGAAGUUGACAAUAACAGGCUCAUUGUAAAAUUGUACGAUUUGUUGGGUAAUAAAAUAAAUAUUUCCGAAGAUACAAAUGAAAAAAUAUCACCAAUAUGCCCAAUGCCUAUUUUAAGUUCUACUCAUAAAGUGGUAGUAUCGUAUGCAGAUCAUUCUGCUAACAUAUGGCUGCAACGUCAUACGGAAUAUGAUUUGGACCAAAAUUUAAUCGAAGCACUCGAUCGGUAUUAUUUCGAAUCUGGAAAAUUAGUGGAACCAAAAGUAGACCUUUUGUGUGCUGCUAAAAGCACAGAUGGUCACUGGUAUCGAGCCAAGGUCAUAAAGUGUACAGAAACUGGAAUUUAUGUGAAUUUCAUUGAUUACGGUAAUAACGAAGAAGUUACUUGCGACGUACUAAUGACUUUAGAUCCACAGUUUUACGUACCGCAUCAAUUAGCAAUUAACGUUUCAUUGCCGGUAACGCUUAACGGUACAGCGUCCGAACAAUUAAACAUACUACAAAGUUAUUUGUCGAAUAAGGAACUCACUGCAGUUUUCCAUAAUGUACACAAGAAAUGGGUAGUGGAAUUAUUAUGCGACGGAGAAAAAAUUAGUGACAAAUUUAAUUCGCUUAACUUUGCAUCGCAACAGGAAAUAUCCAAGACAGGAGAACCCGAGGUUCAUAAUAUGGUGAUGAAUAAUAAAUACGAUGUGUAUGUAUCUCACGUGGAUUCACCUAGUCAAUUCUGGCUUCAACGAGUAGAAGAUGCUACGUAUCUUUCUAAGAUACAAGACGAUUUACAAACAGAAGCUCUUACGUUUCCACAAGUUGAUGGGAUAUUAGAAGAAGGAAGUUUAUGCGUUGCUGUGUACACGAUUGAUAAUUUAUGGUACAGAGCGCAGGUACUUGACGCGGACGAAGAUAUUACGACUGUUCGAUUUAUUGACUACGGAAAUACAGAUGUUAUUAACAAUAAAUCCGGACAUAUACGACAGAUUUCCAAUUCCUGGAAAGAAAUAAAGGAAUAUUCGAUCAAAUGUAGAUUAGACGUUAUUCCUGUAGAUACGGAAGAUUGGAAUACCGCAACUUGCGAGAAAUUUGAAAAUUUAGUAACGUCCGUCGACUCGUUGCAAGCAAUGGUUAUUGCGGAGGGUAAUCCAAAACGAGUAGAUUUGUUGAUAAAUGAGAAAAGUGUUAGUGAAACGUUAGUUGACGAUCAUCAUGCUAUAAUGGUACAGACCGAAGACGAUUUAAUAGACGAAAUAGUUGAUAUUGAAUUGGAUCCUCAUUCUGCGUUUGUGAGUCACGUUAACUCUCCGCGAGAAUUUUGGGUACAAGAGGAAAAAUCUGUCGGCGAUCUGGAAGUCAUGACUGAUAGAUUUAUCGUGGCGCAUAUAUUUCCCAAGGUCGAUGAGAUUAAAGAAAAUAUGUUAUGCGUAGCAAAAUAUCCUGACGACGAAUGCUGGUACAGAGCGCGUGUUAUAUCGCACAACGAUAAUGCUACGCGAGUUAUAUACAUCGAUUAUGGGAAUUCGGCUACGUCGACCGAAAUACGCGCUAUACCUCCAGAUUUAGCAGAUGUGCCGCCGUUAUCGAGGAAAUGUUGCUUAGUUAUGCCAAACGGAAUUACGGAAUGGUCCGAACAAGCUUGCGCAGAAUUUAUAAACUUAGCUGCUGACGGAGCAACGAUAUUUUUGUUGGAUGUAUUAAAGGAGGACGACACGUCGACGGUGAAAUUAACGUUGGACGGUGAAAACGUAACGGAUUUACUUGCAAAGUUUUGUGAACAUUAUCCACCGAUCAUAGAAGAGCGACUGCCACCGUUGGGCGAAGAAAAUUCACCAAAUGUAUAUAUUAGUCGUAUCAAUUCACCGGACGAGUUUUGGAUUCAAACCGAAAGCUGCACUACAGAUUUAAAUAUAAUGCUUGAUAGAUUGAAAGCAGCUUCUAGCUUUCAUCCGUUAAAUACAAUCGAAAUUGGCGCCAUUCACGCUGCAAAAUAUCUCGAAGACGGAUUAUGGUACAGGGCUAAAAUUCUUUCGCAUUCUGAAAAUUCUACCGAAGUUUUUUACAUAGAUUAUGGUAAUACCGCAAUUACAAACGAACUACGUAUGUUACCCGUAGAUAUUAUAAAUAUACCUCCUUUGGCUAAACGUUGCGCUCUACAAAAACCAGAUAAUUUAAAUUCUUGGCCAUCGGACGCGUGUAAGAUAUUCGAAGAACUUUCUGCAGACGGUAAAACAGAGUUUCAGUUUGAAAUCAUUAACGACGCUGUUGAUCCAAUUUCCGUUAAACUGAGUCUUGAUAAAAAAAAUAUCGUUGAUAUUCUAGUGCCACUUUCUGAAAGCGUAUUUAAUGAUGCAAUAGUAGAAGAGACAGUAGAUUUACAUGAAAAUGAAAAUAAUGACAAUUUAGACGAAAAUAUAAUGAAUAGAACAGAAAAGAGUCAAAUCAAUCACAGUGUUGAACAAGACAUGAAUAGUUCUAUUGCAAAAUCAGGAGAAAUAUUAGAAAUUUACGAAGAAGAAAAUAGGGAUGUAAGUAAGCCUCGGGAAGACCUUGAAGACAAAACCGAAACGACUACAGAGAAUGACGAUAACGUACGUCCAUGCACUGACAACUCCGUUUUAGAACUUACUGUAGAUGAAAUAGUUCAGAAUAUGGAAAGAAACUUGAUGGGUGAACCAGAUGUGGAAGAAGAAACAGCUGUAAGUAAUAGUAAUGUACAAUCAUUUGAGGAUAACAACGUUGAAAAAGUAACAACUAAUUUGACAAAUUUGGAAAUACACGAUGGACCGCAGUCAUGCAGCAAUACAACUGAAAUUCAAAAAAUAGAUUUAAGGAUGGAUAAAGAUGACCUGCAUCAAAAUCAAGACUAUUUGGAAACAAACUGUACGCACCAAGAAUCUCCGUCAACUAUAAAAGACCUAACACCGGAUGCAAUAAAAAUGUAUAUAGAUAAUGGAAUGGACAAAGAUGAAGAUCAUUUUGAAGUAAAGAGUACACACGAAGAAGAAUCUUUCUCAACGAUAAAAGAUGCAACCUUGAAAAUACAAGAUGACGAAGAUCAUUUGCUUCAGAUGGAAGUUACAGACGAAGCAGAAAGCAUACAUGCAGAUGGAAUUCCACCACAGAUAGAAGAAAAUAUUAUGCAGAAUGUAAUAGAAAUGCAAACAAAUACUGGUAUGGACAAAGAUGAAGAGCAUGUACAUCAACACGAGGAUCAUUCUGAAAUAAAAAGUAUGCACAAAGAAGAAUCUUUUUCAAAAGUAAAGGAAGAUGCAACUUUGGAUUCAAUAGAAAUGCAAAUGAGUACUGCUGGUAUGGUUGAAGAUGAAAAUCAUUUAAACAAAAAUGAAGAUUUUUCUAUAACAAAAAGUACAUACAAAGAAGAAACUCUGUCAAACGUAAAAGAAGAUACAACAUCGAUUGCAGUAGACUUACAAGAUUCAAUUCCAUUAGAAGCAAAGAAUGGUGAUAAAAAUAAUAUGAUAAAGUCAGUAACACAAACAUGUGAAUUGAAUACGAGUAUUCAUUCUUAUGAAAAUGAUAACGAAGUACAUACGCCAGAUUUAGAUAAAUCCACCGACGAGAAGUGUAUCAAAGGACAGUUAGACGAAAAUGCAACAAGCAGUACAACACAGUCAAAUAUUUUAAUGGAAGAGUCUGUCUCUGGAAACACCGAUGAAAAGACAGAAAAUGAAACUGAAAACUAAAUGAAAAUGAAAAUAAACUAAAAAUUAGCAUAGCAGAUUUUAUGGAUGAUAUGAGAUGAAAAGUAUUGGACAAAAGCAGAUACUCAGAUUUAAAAUCUAUUGAAACAGAAAGCCUCGAGGGUAAGAUUAGUAAUAAGCAAAAUGCGUGUAAGGAUCGUUUGCAGCCUGAGUGUCCUUAGAACUCCUGAAUGAUUAUCUGCAGAGACUGACUUUAUAAUUGACAUGAAUUUUAAAUAGUUUCAAAACUUUAAAUAUCGGAAUAAAUAUCAUUUAAUUUUUCAAUGAAAUUUAUAUUUAAUUUAUAGAGUUUGACAUUAUAUAUUUUGCUUUCAAAAGGUAUAACAAGAUAUUAAUGUUCGAAAACUAAUAUUACUAUGCUCUCUUCAGAGAAGAAAAU
Colletes gigas is the source of this 8804-nucleotide messenger RNA. Its product is annotated as tudor domain-containing 6-like. The record is from RefSeq and is a predicted model, not a curated record. Lineage: Eukaryota; Metazoa; Arthropoda; Insecta; Hymenoptera; Colletidae. The coding region runs from base 197 to 8407 and encodes 2736 amino acids. The transcript is spliced from 13 exons.